Messenger RNA from Oryzias latipes (Japanese medaka), 5532 nucleotides. RefSeq names its product nuclear factor of activated T cells 1 (gene nfatc1). Gene Ontology annotation, cellular component: transcription regulator complex. Gene Ontology annotation, molecular function: RNA polymerase II cis-regulatory region sequence-specific DNA binding; transcription factor binding; DNA-binding transcription factor activity, RNA polymerase II-specific. Gene Ontology annotation, biological process: calcineurin-NFAT signaling cascade; regulation of transcription by RNA polymerase II; cytokine production. The record is from RefSeq and is a predicted model, not a curated record. NCBI's taxonomy places the organism in Eukaryota, Metazoa, Chordata, Actinopteri, Beloniformes, Adrianichthyidae.
GGGCCUGUUGCCUUCCUGGCCUUUGUUCUCCUUAACUCCAUCCUAACCUGAUUCAGGGUGAGGCAGAGGGGGGUUGGAGGAUGGGUGGGCGGUGACUGGUCUGGUGCUGUGAGUCGUUGGGGGGAUUUGCCCAGGAUUUGUUUUUUUUUUUUAUUAUUUCAGUUUUUUUCUCUACACUUAAGAAGUUUAGAUCAUAGAACAUACUUCAACACAGAGUACAGGCCGUUUUUAGGCAAAAAUUUCAUUAGAGAAUAGAAAUUGACCUUUUCAUCCUCCUGCAAGUCCAUCCUCCACCCCUCGAGGGUCCUUCUCUUCAGGCUUCCACCCUUCUUCUUUAUCCCAGCUAUGCUGAAGGCACCAGAUCCCCUCUAGACCCGUCGAACUCACGGGCGCGUCAUGGCGCAGAAGGCGGCGCGUCGCCGCCGAGGUGAUCCCCGGCUUUAAAAGCGCAGAAGUCGUCAGCGCGCCGGAGCAAUGCGUCAGAGCGCACAGCAGCGCCAGGAUCCCCCGGUACAGGCAGGGAACACGUUUGCGCGCAACACCGUCUCCGCAGAAUGUUGUAAAUAUCCAUCCAAAUAUCUGUGGAGGAGAGCAAUCCUGCGCAAUAACUGAGAAAUAUAUGGGAAGGAAUUUUUCCAGUUUGCAGUUUGACCCACAGUCUGAACGUUUCUUUGCUCAGGAGGAAAAUGAAAUCAGCAGAAGAGGAUGCAUAUGGCUGCGCGCCAAAUGUCAGCCUUUCCCUCCCACUGGGUAGCCCUUGUCUCCCUUCCCAGUUCCACAGCCUGCAGUCCAGCCCCAUUCUAUCUGUGUCCGCCACUGACUCUCCCAGUUAUGACUCCCAAGAAGAAAUGGGAGCAGCCGGUUUCUACUCAUCCUCAGGCGUCCGACCCAAUGGUGCCCCGACCCUGGAGAGCCCUCGUAUUGAGAUCACAGCCUACAGUCAGUUUCCUGAGGAUGACACGGAGGAGAGCAACCUCUCGGUUGCCAAGAGAGUCAACUCCAUUGUGACACUAACCCUCCCCAGCAUAGAUGGUUACCGGGAUCCCAGCUGCCUGAGUCCUUCCAGCAGCAUCUCGUCUCGCAGUGGGCUCUCAGAUGCUUCCUACGAGUCAGGCUUCUCCUACAACAUUGACAACUCUCCCCAGAACUCCCCAUGGCAAUCGCCCUCCGUGUCCCCUAAGGGAUCCACCCUUACUCUCCCUGCUGUAUGUAUGUCCUCUGGCGGCUCCCCUCGGCACACCCCCUCCACAUCACCUCGUACGAGUUUAAUAGAGGACAGCUGGAUGGGGCAGCGGAGCUCAAGGCCCGUUUCACCUUACGGCGCAAAGAGGAAGUACAGUUUCACCGGCUGUCACACAUCGCACCGGCAUUUUCCAUACUCACCCAACCACUCCCCGGGGCCCUCCCUCCACACGUCCCCCCGCCUCAGUGUUACAGAGGACAGUUGGAUGCCAAACACCAACCAGUACACCAACUCUGCCAUCCUGGCAGCCAUCAAUGCCCUGACCACAGAUGGAAUGAGCGACCUCGGCGAGGGAAUCCCCAUGAAGGCCCGAAAAACCAGCCAGGAGCACAGCUCCACCGUCAGCCUCAAAGUGGAGCCUGGAUGUGAUGAACCAAGUUCGGAGGCGCUCUGUAAAGAUGAAAACCCUGCAGUUUGCCAGCAUCUGAAGAAAGAGGACAUCUGUACAGGGCUGAUGGAUAUGCCACAGCACCCAUUCUCCUGGGGAAAACCAAAGCAGUAUCUAAGCUCGUCUCUGCCAGCUCUGGAUUGGCAGUUGCCGUGUACCUCAGGGCCUUACAGCCUGCAGAUCGAAGUGCAGCCCAAGCCUCAUCAUCGAGCUCAUUAUGAGACGGAAGGCAGCAGGGGGGCAGUAAAGGCUCUGGCUGGGGGGCACCCAGUUGUCCAGCUCCUUGGCUACAUGGAAAGUGAGCCUCUGACUUUGCAGCUGUUCAUCGGCACGGCUGACGACAGACUGCUGAGACCCCAUGCCUUCUACCAAGUCCACCGCAUCACAGGCAAGACCGUGUCCACGUCUAGCCACGAAGCCAUGCACAACAACACCAAAGUUCUGGAGAUCCCGCUGUUGCCAGAGAACAACAUGCGGGCCGUAAUCGACUGUGCUGGCAUCCUGAAGCUGCGUAAUUCCGACAUAGAAUUGAGGAAGGGCGAGACAGACAUCGGACGCAAGAACACGCGCGUGCGGAUGGUUUUCAGAGUCCACAUCCACCAGGCCACCGGCAGGACGGUGUCUUUGCAGGCUUCCUCUAAUCCCAUCGAGUGUUCCCAGAGAUCAGCUCAAGAGCUGCCGCUGGUGGAAAAGCAGAAUCUGGAAUCGUGCUCCGCCCUUGGAGGCGUGAAGAUGCUCCUGGAAGGACACAACUUCCAACAUGACUCCAAAGUGGUGUUUCUGGAAAAGGCUCAAGACGGUCACCACCUGUGGGAAAGUGAGGCCAGAGUUGAGAGGGAUCCCUCCAAGCCUAAUAUUCUGCUGGUUGAAAUUCCACCGUACAGAACCCAGAGACUUACUGGUCCAGUCAACGUCAGCUUUUAUGUCUGCAACGGCAAGAGGAAAAGAAGCCAGUACCAGCGCUUUACAUACGUUCAUCCAAGCGUUCCUACAAUAAAGACGGAGCCGCAUGACGACUUUAAUGCUCCUCUGAUUUGCGCCCAGCAGGCUUCAGGCCUUUCAAAGCCAUUAUACCCCCAACAAGUCCUGACCUCAACAAGUCCUGAUCCUAGGUCGUGUGUUGUGGGAGGGGCUUACCCUGUGAGCCAGCAAAGUCCAACGGCCAAGUCUCCCUCCUUGCCUUUCUCGUGUUCUGCAAGCACAAUCUCCAAACUAUUUGAGCUGUCGUCAUCGCCCUUCAGCAAGUGUCUCUCUGCCUCCCCAUCACUCCAGCACCCGGAGGUGCAGGUUCCAAUCCCUCACAUCUCCAUCAUCCAGGAGACUUCUGUGCGCCCUCACUCUUCAAAUCUCUAUCCACCCAACAGCUCCUCUUCCCCUCCAACCUUACAGCCGUCCCCACCAAAUGACACUACGUUUUCUCAGAACCAUCCAAUGACACCAUCUCAACCCAACUCAGGCCCCCAGGAGCUUCCAAAUGAGGAUGCAUUGUUGGAGCAGAAGGAGGGAAACCCUGAAGGACUGGCUGUUAGCAUCAAGAAAGAACCACAAGAACUGGACCAGAUUGACCUGGAUGACGUCAAUGAGAUCAUCAGGAACGACCUAUCUGCAGUCUCAGUCCAAAGCCAUUCGUAGUCGCACACAGGUAACAAGAGAAGCUUUGAUGCUCUCAGAUGGACUGCUGGAUGCUGGAAGAAGAAACGCAAAAACAAGUGCUUUCCAGAGCGAGCAGGGUUCAACCGUGCCUUUGGUUCUACAAAUUUCCUGGAAUUUAUCUCACCAACAGCACAUACUGGUAAUUUGACAAACAGUGUAGCAUCCAAGCCACUCACAAAAUGGUGCUUCAAGUGGACCAACAUUUUUGUUAGUGUGUAUUGUGUAAAUGAAUGGUUUGUGUAUAUAUAGCACAUUUUGCAUAUCUGCCUUUGAGAGAAUAUUAGAGUGUCAGUGCCCUUUUGACCUAUGGUAAAGUUAAUCUCCAACAUGCAAUAAAUCCUAAGCAAUAAAGGUCUGAAGAAACUUGAAUGACAAGGCAGAGUUGAAAACUUUUAAUUUUUUUUAAAGCCCAGCCAGAAAAAGGUUAGAGGUCAAAAAAAAGCCAUAUUUUAAGGGUGAGCUGUGACUGUCACAGUCACUGUCAUCUUUAAAAAUCUUCAGUCAAAGUUUGCUAACAUAGCAUUUUCCGCCUCCCGACGCAUUGCAAAUUUACCUGAAAUGCAUAGUUUUGUUGCAGGCACGAUCAAUGUUUAAUAUAAAAUGGUAUGUUCAUAACCUUCCGACAUACUAUUCCAUUAGCACAAGACUCUACCUGUUGGUUUUAUGCAGUUUUGCUCUGGGUCUGGCAUUUUUCUUUCUUAUAUGAGGGUUAAAGUUUACACUAAGAUCUUUAGCUCUGGUUUUAAACUUGGAGAGUCUGAAAAAAAGACAAUAGCAGAGACAUUUCUGCUGCUAAACUGUUGCAGAACAAAUCUGUACAUUUAUUAAUGACCCCAGACUGCCUUGCUACCAAUUAUUUAGAAAAAUACAGAAUGUUCUUGAAGUAGCCAAGCAAAGUAAAACAAGGAUUCAUUUGCUUUCCUGUUCAGCAAAAAAGACAAUAUGACAAAGAGUAGACGUUUCUGAAGGAACUGUACCGGUUUGUGUCUGCGUGUGUGUUAUGGAAAACUGUUGUGUUCAAAUAAGCCCUAAAACUCAUCUUGCAGCUCUACUUUAAUUAGCUUCAAUUACUGAAACUAUUUAAGAGUUUAAAGGGUGUGUGAGUCCUAGUCUAACACAUCUAGAUCUACAUUUGUAAGUUUUGACAACAGAUCUACUGUCUGCAUGCACUCAAGAAUUUUUUGGGGUCACUGUAAUCAAGUGAUGUGUAGGGUUUUGUGCUCAGGUUCAAGCAGAGGUGGGUAGUGUCCAAGUAUUACUCAAGUAAAAGUAGCCUUAGUUCAUUAAAGAUAUUGCUCUAGUAAAAGUAAAAAGUCAAUGCAAAUGAUUGCUCGAGUAAGGGUAAAAAAUGUAAGUGGGGACAGGAGUGCUAACAGUUUGAAAUGAUGUGGUUUAGAUUAAAAUGCAGAUUUGCAGAUGCAGACCUUUUAUUUUAAAAUAACUAAUGAUGCUUUCAGUGUCAACGGUCAGGGGUGAAUUACCGUACUUCAUACUGGCCCUGGCUUAUGUCUACCUUUAAUGCAGUAAAAUUCCAAUAUGGACAUUUGCACUGACUUUAUUGUGUUUCUCUAAAAUAAACGGCUCAAAAGUUUAAAACAAAAAGUAUCUAGAGAGUUAUAGCCCAAUGUGACUGAGUGAGAGUACUGGCUGUCAUCAGAAACCUAGCUGAGUAAAAGUAUGCUGCAGAAAACGUCUUCAAGAAGUACAAUUUUUACCAAAAGCUACCAAACUAAAGGUAAUUGAGUAAAUGGAAUAUGUUCCAUCCACCUCUGAAAUUAAGUGACACAAUAUUUACUGUAUUAUUAAGUUCUUAAAGCCUAAAAUAGUUUUAUUUUUGAAGUUUUUCAUCAGACAUAUAUAUUUGUGUUUCCCAAAGAACAACUUGCAGGCAGCCCUUGUGUCUUAAAGAAUGUAGAAACAGUUCCAGGUGAGAUUCCAAAGAAAAUGUCACAGUGAUGGGCAGCAAUACCAACAUUUCUGUUUAUUUUUGUACAUUAUUAUUUAUUCUCUGUGCAUGUAUUUUCAUCCUUACAGACUUAUCUACGCAAGUGACAGCAAAUCUUUACUGUUUGCUUGUUAAAAAAAUGAUGAUAAUCUCUUGAAAGUUUUUUUUUUUAUAUUUAUGGAUCUUAACUUUCUAAAGAGCACGAGGGGCCAUUCUGACAAAGUUUACUGAUGAGGUUCUGGAAAUACCACAUCAAUAAGUUGCUGUUUUUGUAAAUGAAUAAAGAUGCCUUCUUCUCUUUUU